Molecule: messenger RNA, 1450 nt
Organism: Pocillopora verrucosa
Lineage: Eukaryota; Metazoa; Cnidaria; Anthozoa; Scleractinia; Pocilloporidae
Product: zinc metalloproteinase nas-4-like
Biological process (GO): proteolysis
Molecular function (GO): metalloendopeptidase activity; zinc ion binding
Source: RefSeq, a predicted model, not a curated record
UGUAGGCAACAAGAUAGCAAGAGGUCGAUUGUGAAAAAAAGAUGAUUUGAAGCAGAAGAACCACUCCUGACAUCAGUUUGUGUUUUAAAAGAUACAUCCAAUUUUUACUCCCGUUGAUUAGCUAACCAAAAUGUUGCUGGCAACAUUUUUCUUCGGGAUUGCUUUUUGUGUCUCGCAUCCUCUGCAUGGUAAACCUAGACGCCACCACCUUGUUUUUGAUGGAACGGACAAAACGGUUCCACAGAAUCUGACAGAUUCCUCCGUGGUAAACGAAAUCGAGGAGAUUAAUGAAGAAGAAAACAAGAAUCUCUUCGAAACCGACAUCAAACUCACUAAAAGUGACUUCGACCUGGUAGAUACUAGUGAAACAGGAGAUGCUAAGGGCGCCCAGGUUAAAGUCGAAAAUAUCGAGGAAAAUGCAGAAAAAAGGAAAGGUGUGCGCACGCGUAGAAAGAUCUGGCCGUCUAGGAUCAUUCCAGUGACGGCCACAGUUGCUUUGGGUGAUGCACUAGAUAAUAUUCGAGCAGCCAUGAAAGCAAUACAAGAUGUGUCUUGCGUGCGCUUCAAAGAUAAGAAGGAAGGAGAUAAACACUGGAUAAGGAUGGUAAAGAAGAACGGAUGUUAUUCCGUUGUCGGCCGAGAGUAUAGUGUGCCUGGUGCACAAGAGCUUUCCAUUGGAGAUGGGUGUAACAGUAAGGGAAUCAUACUCCAUGAGCUCAUGCAUGCCCUCGGAUUCUGGCACGAGCAAUCCCGCACGGAUCGGGACAAAUAUAUAGCAGUACUAUGGGAAAAUAUUCAAAAAGGUCAAGAGAGAAAUUUCAACGAACAUUCCGUAAAUGAAGUAGAUUUUGCUGGUGGAAUGUAUGACUUUGAUAGUAUUAUGCAUUAUGGAAACUAUCUGUACUCCAAAAACAAAAAGAUGACCAUGGUUGCGCUGAAAAAUCCUAACUUGCUGUUCGGGCAAACACUAAAGCUCAGCCAGACCGACAUUCUACAAAUAAACGCCAUCUAUGACUGCAAAACUCCCAGUGGUCAGUGGAGUAGAUGGACAGAGUGGGGUCCCUGUGACAUACAUUGCACAAUGGUGCGUGAAAGGUUCUGUGCGGCAAAAGACAGGAAAAAAUGCCCAGGGGUAGAUAAAGACGGAAUACAGACUGAUAUCAAACGUUGUGAUUCUGAAGAGUGUAAUGUCCCUUUAAACGGUCAUUGGGGACGGUGGGCAGCCUGGAGCGGGUGCAGUGCCACCUGUGACAAAGGGUAUCAAACAAGGUCCCGGCUGUGUGAUGGACCGGCACCUCAGUUUGGUGGAGAUAUCUGCGAGGGACCGCUUGUUGAGGUACAGAUGUGCAAAGGGAACAGACCUAAAUGUAAAGGAAAAAAGGACGGAGCAAAAAUGUGGCGCAAGCGAAAGAGAACGAGAAAAAUCCUUGGGAAGAGAGAUGGCACUUAA